Molecule: messenger RNA, 1669 nt
Organism: Malania oleifera
Lineage: Eukaryota; Viridiplantae; Streptophyta; Magnoliopsida; Santalales; Ximeniaceae
Product: inner membrane protein PPF-1, chloroplastic
Exons: 11
Coding region: 136-1488 (450 amino acids)
Biological process (GO): protein localization to chloroplast; thylakoid membrane organization; protein insertion into membrane
Cellular component (GO): chloroplast thylakoid membrane
Molecular function (GO): membrane insertase activity
Source: RefSeq, a predicted model, not a curated record
AAUUCGAAUGAGAUUCUUUCCACCAUCGCUAUUCGCUAAGCCUCCUCAUCUCCUCACUCCUCGGUUAUCGGUCCUCACAGGCUCUUUCAUGAAAGUCUGAACUGAGCGGAAGCAGACCAUCUCCGUCCUCCAUCCAUGGCGAGGACCUUAAUCUCUUCUUCUCCCUUCACCGGCACCUCUCUCCCUUCCGUCUCUCGCCACUCCUUCCCUCGCCGUAGACUCAUCACCACCACCAGAGCGAAGCUCGUGAGCUUCCCCCAUGACAUCCCCCCAAUCCAUUCCCUCGAUUACUCGGUCGAUGUCAACGCCAUUGUUAGCCGCGCCGAAGGCUUUCUCUACACGCUCGCCGAUGCCGCCGCUUUUGUCGACUCCGCCGGCGCCGCUGAUCCCGCUGCCGCAGUCCAGAAAAACCAAGGGUGGUUUGGAUUUAUCUCGGACGCCAUGGAAGUCGUUCUCAAGGUGUUGAAGGAUGGACUUAAUGCUGUGCAUGUGCCUUAUGCAUAUGGAUUCGCUAUUAUUUUGCUUACUGUUAUUGUUAAAAUUGCGACAUAUCCUUUGACAAAGAAGCAGGUUGAAUCAACAUUGGCUAUGCAAAACCUUCAACCAAAGAUCAAAGCCAUCCAAGAAAGAUAUAAUGGCAAUCAGGAAAGGAUACAACUUGAGACAUCAAGGCUUUAUAGGCAGGCUGGGGUUAAUCCUCUGGCAGGAUGUUUCCCAACUUUGGCUACUAUACCAGUUUGGAUAGGUCUAUAUCAAGCUCUUUCAAAUGUGGCAAAUGAGGGACUGCUGACAGAAGGUUUCUUCUGGAUUCCAUCUUUGGGUGGCCCAACAACAAUUACAGCUCGACAAAGUGGAUCAGGAAUUUCUUGGCUGUUUCCAUUUGUGGAUGGACAUCCACCACUGGGCUGGCAUGACACUGCAGCAUACCUUGUUUUACCUGUUCUCCUCAUUGUUUCUCAGUAUGUUUCAAUGGAGCUUAUGAAGCCUCCCCAGACUGAUGAUCCAUCUCAGAAGAACACGCUUCUUGUUUUGAAGUUUCUUCCUCUCAUGAUUGGUUACUUUUCGUUGUCCGUCCCAUCUGGGUUGUCAAUUUACUGGUUCACCAACAAUGUCCUCAGCACUGCACAACAAGUAUGGUUACGAAAUUUGGGUGGUGCAAAGCCUGUUGUGAGUGAAAAUGCAAGUGAGAUCAUUAGUGCAGGGCGUGCAAGACGAUCGGCUUCUCAGGCAGUACGAAGUGGUGAUAGAAACAGGUUCAGACUGCUGAAAGAGGAAGAAAAGAAAAAGAAAUUGAGCAAGGCACUGCCAGCAGAGAACCUUGAGACUCCAGCUUCUGCAUCUGAUUCUGAUGAUGGCUUAGAUGAAGAGACAACAGACAAGGGCGAGGAAGUUCUAGAAGGGGCAUAUGGUUCCAGUAGUAGUAAACGAGUUCCAGAUUAUUCUGGUCCAAGGAGAAGCAAGCGAUCAAAGCGGAAGCGUGCAGUAUGAAAACUAUUGAUUUGUGUGUAAUCUACGGUGAGUCUUGUAUGUUUUAUCAAACUGUAAAUUGUAUCCUAGUUAUUUAUAGUGGCCAUUUUUGUAUGUUGGCUCAUUCCUUCCACAAUGUCCUAUCGCAAAUAAUGAAAGUCUAUUGUCCAUCCAAUCAGAAAAAUAUCCACAUUCAACAUCA